AUGGCAUUCAACGGAAUUCAAAUGUGGCAAAAGCUUAAGGGAACUACCAAGAACAACGUCACGACCAGGACGUAUUUCACUGACGUGAACAAAAUUUUCGUUUCAGACCGGCUGAAAAUAAAUUCCUGCUUUCGGGACAUUUUUCCGUCCAUUAUUGAGCAAAAGAAAUUUGCCACUCAACCUGAAACGGCUCUAGAGAACAUCAACGAAUGGGUGAAAAACCAAACACACUCCAAAAUUGUCGACCUUCUACCGGCUGGCUCAAUAAAUGUUGGCACUAAGGUGGUGAUUGCGAAUGCCGUCUACUUCAAAUCUGAUUGGGCCCACCAGUUCGAUGUUUCCAAAACAACUAAAGACAAGUUUUACGUUUCCCCCGAGGAGGUCAUUCAAGUGGACAUGAUGAACAUCGAGUCCGUCAACCUUCUGUAUGCCAUCUCUGAUAAGCUGCAUGCUUCAGCUGUGGAGCUGCCCUACUCAAAUCAGGAGCACUCAAUGGUGAUCGUUUUGCCUAGUGCCGAGAGGGGCUUGGAUGCCCUGCUUCGUGACUUGACGGUGCCAAACUUGCAAGAACUACUAAAUAGCAUGGUAGACGACGAUGUUAACCUGAUCAUGCCCAAGUUCACAGCCGAACAAGAGUUUGAGUUGGCCGGCCCUCUGUUUUCGAUUGGGUAUAAAAAAAUCUUUGAUCCUCGAUUCGUCAAUCUGUCGGUGAUUUUUGCCAAAGAAGCCGACCGCAACUUGACCUCACUCAAUUCAGUCUUACACAAGAGCUACAUAAAGGUGAACGAAGAGGGGACGGAGGCUGCCGCAGCAACGGCAAUCAUUUUCGCCCGUUCUGGUCGGCCGCUCUUUCCGACGCAGUUUGUGGCCAAUCGGCCCUUCCUCUACCUGGUACGUGAAACCUCCACUAACAUGAUCCUCUUUGUGGGCACUGUCCGCAGACCUCAGUCCGAUUGA
This is a messenger RNA of Rhagoletis zephyria (snowberry fruit fly), 957 nucleotides long. The record is from RefSeq and is a predicted model, not a curated record. NCBI's taxonomy places the organism in Eukaryota, Metazoa, Arthropoda, Insecta, Diptera, Tephritidae.